Molecule: messenger RNA, 156 nt
Organism: Cylicocyclus nassatus
Lineage: Eukaryota; Metazoa; Nematoda; Chromadorea; Rhabditida; Strongylidae
Source: the annotation of a GenBank genome assembly
GGAAUGACCGACGAAGUGGCGAUUGUCACAAAAGCAAAGGAGAACAUAAUGUUUGCCAUGGCAACCCUCUCUAUGGAGGAUCGAGAAAAACUAUCCACUACAAAGAGGGAACUCGUCCAAAAAUGUUCCUUCAAUGGAAAAGCUUGCGAUAUAGAG